Molecule: messenger RNA, 1356 nt
Organism: Exophiala viscosa
Lineage: Eukaryota; Fungi; Ascomycota; Eurotiomycetes; Chaetothyriales; Herpotrichiellaceae
Exons: 2
Coding region: 1-1356 (451 amino acids)
Biological process (GO): regulation of DNA-templated transcription
Molecular function (GO): DNA-binding transcription factor activity, RNA polymerase II-specific; zinc ion binding
Source: RefSeq, a predicted model, not a curated record
AUGCCGCCAUCCUUGCGGAAAGCAUGCCACGCUUGUACCAAAGCGAAGCGCCGUUGUCGUCCAGAGCUGCCCAAAUGCUCAAGAUGCUUGGAAAAGGGCCUUGACUGCACUUAUGACCUUGAACCAGUCACCAAUACAGAGACGAACAUCAAUUCGCCUGCCCCAUCGCGUGAACACCUAGUUCGACAACCUCUGCCUGCUGUCAUUUACGACUCCAUAGCAUCCGCCCAUGCUGCAGCAAUCCAGUCUUAUGCCCAGAAUGGCCUUGAUCAACCGCAGACACUACCUGCGGUUUCCACGCCCGAACCUUUUGCGUUGGCCUUUGAGCAGCUGAGUCGAAUCCCAUUAUCUACGUUUCAGCAUCAGUCAACGCCAUUUGUCCAUGCGCAGGUGUUGACUAGCAGCAGGACGAAACCCUUGUCUCAAUCGGAAGAGGCAUCUAUUGCCCAAGCAGCACUAGCCGAUUUCGUGCAGAAGAAACAGCCACUGAUCCUGGAUCUGGACAUCAACAAUAUAUCCUACAAAACUUUUCUGGCCUCUUUUCACGAGCUGAUGGCCCUCUUGCUUUACUCGGCAUUGGCAAAAGCCUGUGGACAGGCCGAGCUAUCCAAAUUCGAUGCCUUGCAACAUAUAUUCCAUGUGUGGACCCAACAUUUCCGCUCAAAUCUGCCACGGACCUUAGAUACUGAACCUUCAGCAUGGAGGACAUGGGCGUUCGCCGAGAGUAUCCGCAGAACCUUUAUCUUUACGACCAUGGUGCAAGUAGUCGUUGAAAUGGUCUACCAUGGCUUUUUCUACUAUCGGCCUAUGAUUGAGGCUUUGCCAUUCGACGUAAGGACAGGACUAUGGGAAGCCAACACCGAGGAAGAAUGGCGAUCCGCUGUGGUCAACGAUGGUGGAGUUGAAUGCAGUUUGAUAUCCUGGCAUGAGUUUAUAGAGAUUGGAGGUCCAGAGCCUCGGAAGCAGUACGAUGGAAUGCUGCAACGUCUACUGCUGGUAAGUAUACUUAUAGAUGAGUCCCUUUCUACGCAUUGGAGCGAUGAGUACAAAUUGCACUUCCUAAGCAUUACCACCCCUCACCAUCAAGACACUCUUCAUACUUCAUCAGCAAAAAUGGACAAAGUCAAGUCUAUCGUCACAGGCGACGCAUACGAGAAGCCAGCGAAGACCGUGGACGGAGCCAUGACGACGCAAGAUUCCUCAAACGCACACACCGUCAAAGGUACAAUCGCCGAAGGCACCGCCGCCGAGCAAAAGUUGUCCGGUGACCCGAGUGAGGUCAAACAGACAACCGCGGGCAAGGGCAGCGAAGCGGCACAGAAGGCAAAGGAGACCAAGGACCAGCACACAAACUAG